Messenger RNA from Balaenoptera musculus (blue whale), 2205 nucleotides. RefSeq names its product heat shock transcription factor 2 binding protein (gene HSF2BP). Gene Ontology annotation, cellular component: cytosol. The transcript has 9 exons. Bases 978 to 1871 code for a protein of 297 amino acids. The record is from RefSeq and is a predicted model, not a curated record. Lineage: Eukaryota; Metazoa; Chordata; Mammalia; Artiodactyla; Balaenopteridae.
AGUGUUACGUCAUCUAGCAUUUUUGCGCCCACUCCCCGAAGUCCCCAUCCGAUCGGCAGCUGUUCCCCGGGAUACGCGGCACCGAGUCUUUAAUCGCAUUGGACUCCUCGGGCCGCCUGGGCGGGGUGGAGGCGGGGGAGAGAGACCGCCCUUGGGGAUUUUGGCGGGAUGUUGCGGGCAGCUCUCUCUCCGGCCGCCCUGGCGGGGGCCGGGCUUCACCUCUCCGACCGGCGACCGCCAGUGCCCGGGUCCCUGCCGCGAGGAUUGAGAGCGUGAGCUUGUGGGUCCGCCCGCGGGCCUGGAGGGCACGCACGCCGGGGACUCGGCGGUGUCGGCUCGCGGCCGGCUUCAGACAGACGAAGUCCUAGUUGUGCGGGAACCGUUACCUUUGAACGCACAGGCUGCACCUUGUUUUGCGAACUCUGUGGGCGUGUAGGGACAGGGCAAUGGACUGGGUGAUGGCUCCCAGUUCAUGGUGGUCGUCUCAGUUACGUAGCAGCCGGCUGCACGAAGGCCCCCUACCGGGCCAGACCUCCCGAGCGGCCUGUGGUCGGAAAGCCUCGGCCUUUGCUCAUGGAGCUUGGGCUGAGCGCGGGUGCCGGGCCGCCGGCCGCUGGUUCCCUCGAACGCAUCGCCCCUUGGUCUGACAUCCCCCGCCAAACAGGAGAGGCCUGAUUCGAUUUAUUUCACAGGACACUUACACGUGGGUCUCACUGUCCUUCUACUUCGCAGUUAACAAGUUUACAAUCCCGGCUAAGCCAGAAGAGCCAACGCGGGAUCUUGCCGACCGAGACCCCGGACUUCCCGCAGAGAAGGCUGCCCAAACUCUGCGAGGCCUGAACCUCGCGGCUCUGCGUGCCCAACUCUCGCGGUUCUGCGUGCCUGACUCUCGGCGUGGACGCGUUCCCGCGCUUUCUGGCGUGAGGGUCAGAGGGCACGCCGCCGCGCAGGCGCACGGAGCCGAGGCUGCGGCGGCCAUGGGGGAGGCGGGCGGCGCUGAGGAGAGCUGCAGGCAUAUGGGAACUAAAGAAGAAUUUGUUAAAGUCAGAAAGAAGGACCUGGAACGACUGACAACUGAAGUGAUGCAAAUACGGGACUUCUUACCCAGAAUACUAAACGGGGAAGUGCUGGAAAGCUUCCAGAGAUUAAAGAUUGUAGAAAAAAACCUGGAAAGGAAAGAGCAAGAGUUAGAGCAACUGAGAAUGGAUUGUGAGCACUUCAAAGCCCGCCUGGAGUCUGUGCAAGAGGACAGCGUGAGCGAGAAGAAGGAGAAACUGGCUCUUCGACAGCAGCUGAAUGAAGCAAAGCAGCAACUCCUGCAGCAGGCAGAGUACUGUACAGAAAUGGGCGCAGCAGCCUGUACCAUUUUGUGGGGUGUCUCCAGCAGUGAGGAAGUGGUCAAAGCCAUUCUGGGAGGAGAUAAAGCUUUGAAGUUUUUCAACAUCACUGGUCAAACAAUGGAGAGUUUUGUGAAGUCACUGGAUGGGGAUGUCAAGGAGCUGGAUUCUGAUGAAAAUCAGUUUGUUUUUGCUUUGGCUGGAAUCGUAACAAAUGUAGCUGCCAUAGCAAGUGGUCGUGAAUUCCUGGUUAACUCGAGUCGGGUGCUCUUGGACACCAUACUGCAGCUUCUGGGAGACUUGAAGCCGGGACAGUGCACCAAACUCAAAGUGUUAAUGCUGAUGUCCCUGUACAACGUGAGCAUCAAUUUGAAAGGCUUGAAGUACAUUAGUGAGAGUCCAGGAUUCAUCCCUUUGUUGUGGUGGCUUCUGAGCGAUCCAGACACAGAGGUGUGUCUUCACGUGCUGCGCCUUGUUCAGUCUGUGGUUCUGGAGCCAGAAGUCUUCUCCAGGCAAUGUGCAGUUUAUGGCUGAGGCUGAGUGAAGGAGCUUUCAGGAAGGCACAGUUGCUUGAAUUUCACGAGCCGACAUAUUGUGGAACCUGGCUCAUCAGAACCAGAGAAAUAUUGUAAAAGGCAGUUUAAAAUUCACAGAGGCAGAAAUUGGUCCAUCUGUGCUGUGUGGCUCUGUAGGUCCUGUUGAUUGGCAAAUAAAAUUGAGGACGUUGUGUUUUUGUUCUUUUCUAGCAUAGUAUCAUUUUCGUUUUGGUUAUUUGUUUGAUAAGGUAACAGGAGAUAAACUAGUAUAAUUAGUUGUGCUGCCUCUAGAAAUGCAGGGUCUUUUUCCUGCCAAAGAUGGGAUCAGUGGC